Molecule: messenger RNA, 850 nt
Organism: Paramecium tetraurelia
Lineage: Eukaryota; Ciliophora; Oligohymenophorea; Peniculida; Parameciidae
Exons: 2
Source: RefSeq, a predicted model, not a curated record
AUGUAGCAACAUUAAUCUUAACCAAUGAUACCACAAGCAUAUCAUUAACCUCAGAGAAAUGCCUCCAAUUCUCCUCACUAAAGAGUUGUUCCUCCUCUACCUCUCACACCCACCCACAGUCAACCUAAACAAUAUUAUGACCAAGGUGAUAAAGACAACCAUUACUCUGCAGAUAUGAGACUUUAAAAUAGGCAGUCCAGCGAUCUCCCCAAUGGAUAAUCUUACCAAAAUAUGACAGUAAGACUCCAAGCUUUGGAAAGAGAGAAUUAGAGUCUCAAGAAAUAACUAGAGAAAGCAAAUAAUCAAAUUCAAAUCUUAAGCCAAAAACUGAAUCAGCAUCCAACUCAAAGUCUACUUAAAACAACUACCUUCGAACUUGUUGUUCUUCAAAAAGCAGUAGAAUAAUUAGAAAGUUUGAAGAGUUUAUUAGCGAAAAAAAAGUUGUAAGGAAGCAAUAAUUAAACAGCACUGCCUGAGUCUUUCAAAGAUGUGGCCAGUGAAUUUAAGAGCAAAGUAACAUUAGUAGAAGAUAGAGCCAAUCAAUCAGUUUAAUAAUCUUAGGCUAAGCUAUUAUUCCCAAAGGAACACUUAAUCUAAAAUUACUAAUCCCAUCCUCCCUGUAUAGAAGAAGCUAAGGAAGAACCAAGACAGGGAAGAAGAAUAUUGGCAAACACCUAAUCUGAUCAAGUGGAGGACAGAAUUAAAAUCAGUCCAAUUAAAUAUCUAAAUGUUAAAGCCUGUGGUAAUUAGAUGUCCUUGAGAAUAUCUCCUAAGGGAAGGUCAGAAAUAUCAUAGCACUGAUUAGACAUGUAUAUAAUAGUUAUUUGGUCAUUAAAUAUUCAAUUGUUUA